GCUGUCAAAAGAGCACUUAUUUGGUUUUGUGUGCGUGCGUGAAACACAAUAGAGUUCCCUCCGUUCGGAAGUUGCUGAUCCUCGGAUAAGGUGUUUUUUGUAUUUCUAAUUUAAAUCGUGUUUGAUGUGAAAAACUUAUUGCAAAGUCGGUCGAUUCGACGCGAAGCGAAACAAUGGAUCUGGAUUUCGAGAAAAUCUGCCGGACAUGCUUGUCUAGCGAGAGUUCGCUCAUCUCAAUUUUCGAAAACAAUAUCAUCGAGGUAGCGGGCAGUGAGUCGACGACAACUGUAAUUGAUUUAUUAACCACUUUAACUGAUAUCAAGGUGUCUGCCAACGAUUGCUUGCCCGAGAAAAUUUGUUAUUCCUGCUUCGAGGAAAUUAAACGUGCCUACACUUUUAAGCUACGAUGCGAGAAUUCCGAGAUUAUGCUAUAUCGUCUUCUGAAUCAAAAUUACAAUAAAUUGCAGAAUAAAUUGAAUUCAAUUAAUUACCAUAGCAACAGUGAUAUACCGUAUCUACCUCCGGACAUAUCCAUUACCAUAGAUACAAAUGAAAAUGGCCAAGAAAUAGAAUACAAAGUGGAUGAGAAGCCGAGAAAUUCAAUGAAAAAUGGGAAGAAUAAUAAAAGCAGUGAGAAUGCGGAUGAUGUUGUGUGUUUAUCCGAUGAUGAAGAGAACGAUGAGGAAAUGGAAUGUGAUGACAGUGGCACAGUAGAUAAAGUGUCUCGUCAACAGAACACAUCCUUCGAGAUAGAAAUUUCGGACGACGAAGAGGGCGAUACGUAUAAGGAAGACGAUGAAUAUAUGAAUGGAGGAUACCAAGUAUUAGAUUAUGCGAGUAUUAAGAAAAUUACUGGAAACGCGAACGAUUCCUACCAAGCAUUCCUUAAUCCAGACAGCAGUAACGACUACAGUUCACAAUAUGAAAUAUCGGACGCAGAAUCGAAUGCACGAGAAUGUCCAAAAUGCACUCAACUUUUUGAAUCCGCAGGCGAAUUGAAAAAACACAUAAGAGAACAACAUACGCGAGGAUUCGAAUGCAAUAUUUGCAGGCGAGUUCUCAAAUCGCACGCCAGCUUAUCAGCUCACAUAACCACACACGUGCCACAAUUCUACCCGUGUCCGAUUUGUGGUUUCAAAGUUAAACAACGAAAAUAUUUAAGUAAACAUUUGGAACAGCACAACGGGACCAAAACAUAUAAAUGCGAAUUAUGCCAAGAGAACUUCUACAACAUGACUGAACUACGAGCUCACAACUUCCUGGCACAUGCAGUUGAAAAGGAUUCACCAUUCAAAUGCCAUGUAUGUGGCAUCAAGCUUCCUAGCCAAGAAGGCCUCGAUGCUCAUGUUGCCAAGCAUAAACAAGUUGUACGUAAUCACGUUUGCGACGUUUGUCACAAAGCAUUCCGCGAUAAAACCGGCCUGAACACACAUUAUCGUGUGCACACUGGCGAGAAACCGCAUACAUGUCCUUAUUGCCAACGCGGAUUUACCACGCAGUAUAGUUUGAAAAUGCACGUUGCCAUCCAUACAAAUGAAGAAUUCCACAAGUGCGCUAUAUGUCUACAAAAGUUCCGUUAUCGAAGUGCGAUGAUCAAACACAUGGAAGAACAUCGCAGUAAUUAGAUGUAACUAUUCAUCUAGCCUUUGGGAAAAGUUUUCGUACUUCUAAAAAAGGAGAAUAUAUCUUAUUUUUUCUUUGUUUUAGAUUCCAAAAAGAGAUAGUAUUUGUAGUCAACAUUUUUUAUAUUUUAACAAAAUUGGUGAUAUUUUUGAAAUCAUGGUUAUAACUGCACCUUUUAUUCUGUAAAAAGUAGAUAUUGAGCACUUUGCUUUUGCUCGUUGCGCCAAUUAUUUUUAUAACAUUUAAAAAUAAUAUUCGAAGUGCAUAAAAGUAUAGACGUGAAGAAAAAUAUACUACCGUUGCGAAUAUUGAUGGUUUAACAUCAAUCCCACUUCGGUUGCUUAUUUUUUCUCCAUUUUAGACAUAAAAGUAAACAAGUAAAAAUGUACAAUGCAAACUGCCAUAAAUCCUUUCUGCUCCUUCCCCGUCGUGGUGCAAAUGAUUUUCAAUUAUGUGAUUUUGACUUCGAGAGGAAGUACGAUAUGACCGCCCAUUCCUAGUUGCGACGGGUCGAUAAAAUUUUAACUUGUCUAAAAAGAAUUCGCACCGGCUUAAUAAUGAUUCUUGUAAGGUACGAAAUUCUUUGCAACAGUCUUCAAGUGUAUGUUGUUACAGUAUCGAAAUUAAGUAUCUUUUAUAUUAAAAUGACAAUACAAUAAAGUUCAACUAGAAUUAAGCGAUGAUCAAAAGUAUUUGUAUUUUCACAAAUGUUCUUUUAUACGUUGUUCUCGUAAGAAUAAAUUUUACCUUUUAUACGCAAUUUAAUGUUUUUUAUUGCCUUAUUAGAAAAAUAAAAUAUUUGAAGCUGG
This is a messenger RNA of Hermetia illucens (black soldier fly), 2432 nucleotides long. Its product is annotated as zinc finger and SCAN domain-containing protein 12-like. Lineage: Eukaryota; Metazoa; Arthropoda; Insecta; Diptera; Stratiomyidae. Gene Ontology annotation, molecular function: RNA polymerase II cis-regulatory region sequence-specific DNA binding; DNA-binding transcription factor activity, RNA polymerase II-specific; zinc ion binding. Gene Ontology annotation, cellular component: nucleus. The record is from RefSeq and is a predicted model, not a curated record. The transcript is spliced from 3 exons. Gene Ontology annotation, biological process: regulation of transcription by RNA polymerase II. The coding region runs from base 174 to 1625 and encodes 483 amino acids.